AUGAACCGGCAGUCCUAUAGUAUCAGGGCUGGAGGAGGCGGCGGCGGUGGCAGCAGGGCUUUCACUACCACCUCUGCCAUUAUCCCAAGUAGCAAUAGAUCUGGUUUCAGCUCACUUUCUCUUGCCAGAGCUGGCGGAGUCGGCAUCGGUGGUGGCGGUGGCGGCGGCAGCAGUUUUGGAAGGAUCAGUGUUGGUGGCGGUGGCGGUGGCAGUGGCUUAGGCAGCAGGAGUCUUUAUAAUUUUGGUGGCUCUAGGAGAAUUUCCAGCAGUAGAGCAAGCAACCUCCGCAGUGGAUUCGGUGGCGGCGGCGGAUUGGGUUUUGGUGGAGGGUCCGGCAGUGGAUUUGGUUUGGGUGGUGGAUCUGGUGGUGGGUAUGGCUUUGGUGGGGGAGCUGGAGGUGGUGGUUUUGGUUUGGGUGGUGGUGGUGGUGGCUUUGGUUUUGGUGGCGGACUUGGUGGAUCCAAAAGUUCCUUGGGUUUUGGUGGCGGUGGACCUGGAGGUGGUGGCACCAUCCAAGAAGUAACCAUUAACCAAAGUCUCCUGGCACCGCUCAAUUUGGAAAUUGAUCCUUCCAUCCAAGAGGUGCGGAAAGAGGAGAAGGAGCAGAUCAAGACUCUGAACAACAAGUUUGCUUCUUUCAUUGACAAGGUCCGUUUUCUGGAGCAACAGAACAAGGUUCUGGAGACCAAGUGGACCCUCUUGCAGGAUCAAGGCUUGAAAUCUGGUGCCAACAGGAGCAACCUUGAUCCAUUCUUUGAGGCUUACAUUAAUAACCUAAGGAAACAGCUGGGCAGCCUAAUGAAUGAGAGGGGGCGGCUGGAUGGGGAGCUGAAGAGCAUGCAGGAUCUUGUUGAAGACUUCAAGAACAAAUACGAAGAGGAAAUCAACCGGCGCACAUCUGCCGAAAAUGAGUUUGUCAUGCUCAAGAAGGAUGUGGAUGCUGCCUACAUGAACAAGGUGGAGCUGGAGGCCAAGGUGGAUUCUCUGACCGAUGAGCUCAACUUCCUGAGAGCCCUCUAUGAAUCGGAGCUAGCUCAGUUGCAGGCCUCCAUGUCUGAUACUGCCGUCAUCCUCUCAAUGGAUAACAAUCGAGACUUGGACCUGAAUGGCAUUGUUUCUGAGGUGAAAGCACAAUAUGAAGACAUUGCCAACAGGAGCCGAGCUGAAGCAGAGGCAUGGUACCAAACUAAGUUUGAGGAGCUCCAAGCUAGUGCAGGGAAGCAUGGUGAUGAUCUGCGCAAUACUAAAGGAGAAAUUUCAGAGCUCAACCGGAUGAUUCAAAGGAUACGGUCAGAAAUUGAAAACGCCAGGAACCAGUGUGCAAAUCUGCAGACAGCUAUUGCGGAUUCUGAGGAGCGAGGUGAAUUAGCUCUCAAAGAUGCCAGAGCCAAACUCAUUGACUUGGAAGAUGCUCUACAGAAAGCUAAGGAAGAAAUGACCCGCCUGCUGCGGGAAUACCAGGAGCUCAUGAAUGUCAAACUGGCACUGGAUAUUGAAAUUGCCACCUACAGGAAGCUGCUGGAAGGGGAGGAGAACAGGCUAACUGGAGAAGGAGUCAAUCCUGUAAGCAUCUCUGUUGUCAGCUCCAGUGCAGGCGGCGGCGGCGGCGGAGGCGGCGGAUUUGGCGGACUUGGUCUUGGAGGCGGAGGCGGCGGAUUUGGUGGUCUUGGUUUUGGAGGAGGAGGAGGCGGCGGAUUUGGUGGUCUUGGCUUUGGAGGAGGAGGUGGCAUUGGAAGUGGAUUUGGCUUUGGUGGUGGAGGAGGCGGAGGCAGCAGCAGCGGGUUAACCUCAGGAGGGGGCAACUUCAGCUCUGGGAGUGGGAAAGGCACCGGGGGAGGAAGCAGCUCUGGUGUGAAAAUUAUAUCUAAAACUUCCACCAGUCAAAAGAGCAUCAAGAGCUAAAAGCUGAAGAAUCCCCAACAACCUGAGCAAGACAAGAAAACGAACACGUACAGUGGUA
This is a messenger RNA of Lacerta agilis (Sand lizard), 1960 nucleotides long. Its product is annotated as keratin, type II cytoskeletal 5-like. Gene Ontology annotation, molecular function: structural constituent of skin epidermis. The coding region runs from base 1 to 1902 and encodes 633 amino acids. The transcript has 10 exons. Lineage: Eukaryota; Metazoa; Chordata; Lepidosauria; Squamata; Lacertidae. Gene Ontology annotation, cellular component: keratin filament. The record is from RefSeq and is a predicted model, not a curated record. Gene Ontology annotation, biological process: intermediate filament organization; keratinization.